Alosa alosa (allis shad) is the source of this 3480-nucleotide messenger RNA. It is a transcript of the gene dnajb6b, whose product is annotated as DnaJ heat shock protein family (Hsp40) member B6b. Gene Ontology annotation, molecular function: Hsp70 protein binding; ATPase activator activity. Gene Ontology annotation, cellular component: endoplasmic reticulum membrane; cytosol. NCBI's taxonomy places the organism in Eukaryota, Metazoa, Chordata, Actinopteri, Clupeiformes, Clupeidae. The record is from RefSeq and is a predicted model, not a curated record. Gene Ontology annotation, biological process: protein refolding; positive regulation of proteasomal ubiquitin-dependent protein catabolic process. The coding region runs from base 548 to 1510 and encodes 320 amino acids. The transcript has 10 exons.
UCUGUAGGCUACCGCGCACUGCACGGCAUAUUGUAUACGUCCGAGGUCAACUAAAGGUACAAUGUUGACAUACAUACAUUACAUGGCUGAUACUUCUGUUAAAAUAAGCUACAAAACUCAUCGUGAGGGGAAGUGACGUUGAGUUACUAGCGACAUAGGCUGCAUACCAUUCGGGACAACCUCUGAGUUUGCGCAACAGAAUGUACAUCGAUGCGCAUGGAUGCGAUAGGAUUCAAGAUUAGUAGUCAAAAGGACAGUCCGCGUUGACAGUUAACCACGGAUGAAACAGUGGGUCGCAUGAUUUUUCUACACCGUGGGCGGCAAGAGUUUAUGAUCUUCGGAUAGGAAGAGAUACUUAGCAGCCUUUUUAGAAUUCAGUAAGCGGGGUUUCUGGUGAAAAACAGAGCUUUUCUUCUUCCCAUCACUGGAAUUCAUAGAAGAUUCGAAGAGGACUCUGAACAAAGGACCUUUCUGGAGUCCUUCGUUGUUGUAAGGCUAAGCGGGUGCUAAGUGGCGAGGAGGGGACUGGGGUCACCAGUGAAGCGCCAUGGUGGAGUUCUACCAGGUCCUGGGCGUCCCCAAGAACGCAUCUCAGGACGAGAUCAAGAAAGCGUACAGAAAACAAGCCCUGAAAUGGCAUCCAGACAAGAACCCCGACAACAAAGACGAGGCGGAACGGAGGUUUAAAGAGCUCUCGGAGGCCUAUGAAGUCCUGUCAGACGAGAACAAGAGGAACCAGUAUGAUCGGUACGGCAAAGACGGCCUCACUCGAGGAGGAGGAGGUGGAGGUGGAGGAGGAAACUAUGAUGACCACUUCGGCGGAUUCACAUUCCGGAACCCUGACGACGUCUUCAGGGAAUUUUUCGGCGGACGGGAUCCUUUCGCUGACUUCUUUGCUGAUGAUCCGUUUGAUGACUUCUUCGGCGGUGGGCGUCGUCACAGGGGGGUGAGCAGGAGCCGGACAGCGGGACCCUUCUUUGGCGGAUUCGGGGGCUUCCCCGGCUUUGGGGCGGGCUUCUCCGGAUUUGAUUCUGGGUUCACCUCCUUUGGUCAGAUGGGUGGUGGAGGUUUCGCCUCGUUCUCCUCAUCAUCAAUUGGGGGAGGUGGUGGAGGGGGCAACUUCCGCUCGGUAUCCACCUCCACUAAGUUCAUCAACGGCAAGAAGAUCACCACAAAACGGAUCGUGGAGAACGGGCAGGAACGAGUGGAGGUGGAGGAAGAUGGCCAGCUCAAGUCACUCACCGUCAACGAUGUACCUGAUGAAAAUGCCCUGGAAGAGGAGCCUCAACGCUGCCGCCAGAACGCUCUCCCUGGCCCGCCCUCCCACGGCCGCUAUCUACGGAACAGCGCUCAGAACCCCCCGGAAGAGGAGGAGGAGAGAGGCCUACAGAGCCUGGGACUCGCCAGAGGAUUCUUCGAUUCCAAGAGGAAGAAAAUGUGGCUGAAAGAGGGGGACACUAAAAAGAAACGUGCACCCAGACUGGUCCCUCGGAUUGGGGCAUGGUUUUAAAAGAAAUCAUGGUCACUUUCCCAACUUUUGGAAAGAAGAGGAGACACACACACACACACACACACACACACACACACACACACACACACACAGGGCCUCAAUAUCUCACACUCCUAUUUAUUUACUCCUAUUGUUCGUUGUACAUCCCACCGAGGUGCAGGAAUAGUCUCUCCUUUCUGUUUUUCCAUUAGAGAGCCCAUUCAGCAGUUUAAGCCUGAAUAUGUAGUUACCUUCCAAGGCCUCUCCUUAUUCUCCCGAGCUCAUGUUUUGUUUUUCUGAUCCUGUAAUGGCUUUCCAUAAUGAAUGUAGCAUCGUCGCUAAUUACCCAAAAGAAGACGUCAGUGGAGAGGGCACACUCUGCGCCUCCGCGCAACCUUUCACCCAGUUGUGUUAAUGUGUGUUUGUUUGGAUGCUUGUUUUGUGUGUGUGUGUGUGUGUGUGUGUGUGUGUGUGUGUGUGUGUGUGUGUGUGUGUGUGUGUGUGUGUGGUAUUUUAUAUGGACAGACGAGGCACAUACAAGGCCAAGGGUGAUAUCCAAUUAAUCCAUAUCGGAAACAAUUACGUUUAGACAAACAAAAGAACACGACGAUGCUUCAAAGAGCACUAGAUCCUCACAGUUCUGUUUUCAUUCAGUAAUUCAGUGUUAAAAACACUAAAGAUAUAACACUCAAAUUCACAAUGGUAAGACUUUUGAACCUUUGUUGGCUGAUGUAAAUAAAUAGAAUAUGUUAUUUUCUCUGUUAGCAAUAUUAGUCUGGCUGUGGUCAUGGACUAGACAGCAUUCUGGCACAUGGUGAAGGUGGGUGGGCAUCCUGGGUGGCUGUAUGACCGGUGGCACGCAGGGUUAAGUGCUAAAUGAAAGCGACAGUGACAGGCGACAGAUCCUAUGAGCACAGCCCUCAGAGAGGAAGUGGCCAAUGAGGUCAAAUGUGAGGGAGAGUAGCAGGCCCUGACUAAAGCAAAGGAAGAGAGAGAACAGAAGAAGGAGAGAGAGGAUAGCAGGAUAGAGGGAGAGGGUGAGAAAAGGUAGAAUGAUGUACAUUAUUUAUGCAGGGAAGGGAGAGAACAAGUUGUCACCAUGUUCUCCUCAACCCCCUGUGUUAAACACUGUAUCAAUAUUUCAGGCCAAAGGAGAGAAGCAGAAAUCAAUUCUGGACAAUAGAAGCCCCUCUGUUUUAGCCAGCAGGCUUUGAGGAGGCUUUUGGGUGACCUAACUAGAGAGCAGCUUUGCCACUGUUUUAGCCCAGUCACAGAGAUGUGUGGCAGUGAAAUUGAUAAAGGAGAUGAUAUGCUUUGUGAAAUAAAUGGACUCUCAUUAAGGUUGUGGUCAUUUACUUAGUGUUUUUUGUUUUGUUUUUGGUUAAUGUAUUAUUAAAUGUAACUGAAAUUGAAUAGAUGCCAGGAGCCUUGGGUGAGGAAGAACGCAAACCCCUUUGACAUUGAAUGCUAUUAUAUUCCCUAAAUUGAUGUGGCUCCAUCUAUCUGUAUGGGAACUAUAAAAGUUUGUAAUGUAAUUUGUCCUGAUUCAUGUCAGCAUUCAUCAGGAGUAAUGGCCUACUGCGACUAGGAAAAGUAUUUUCUGUGCAAUACUGAAAUGAAACCACUCACCAGCAGAAGGAGUCUGAUCAAGUGGAGCUGUGUAGAGAGCAUACAGUAUGUCCACUGUUAUGUUCAAGUGGUCGUUCAUGUGAAAUAAUAAAUCAAAGGACUGCAUGCAUUUCCUCAUCGUCAUCUCAACUGAUGAAGAACCGUGGUCUUUGUUUUGAAAGCUACAGGAUGAUAGUGUUUCUCCAUGAAGAAAGUCAAGAUGUCGUUUUUUGUUUUGCCUUUUUAGCAGGUCAUUGUGUUUGUUGUGCUGUUCAGUGAAUGGUGUAUGCAUGUAGUGUGGAUAUGUGAGGAGGUGGACAUAUUUUUUUGGAAAAUACUCUUUUCUAUACCGAUACAAUAAAGCUUUCAAGAAAAAGACAACA